GUACUUUAUCUGCCCUUUUAUUCUAAAUGAAAGCUUUGCUGGAUAGAGCAAUCUUGGAUGUAGGUCCUUGCCUUUCAUGACUUGGAAUACUUUCCAGGGGGGCUGGUCUUUCUUGAUUGUGCUGUCUUAGUUUCCCUAAGGGGAUGCUGUUCCAGGAGGGAGGUUCUGGGUGACCUAGUUUCUGUGGAGUGGGGACAAGAACAAGGCCUGGACCACAGGCAUGGCUCUGUGUCUUCCCCGUGCCUCACACAGCUCUCGGAGUGGUGUCAAGGGCCUCAGAGUCUCAAUUCUGACAGACUUGGGGGCUGGAGCAGUCUUCAGGGUGCAUCACCUGUUCCCUUGCUCUGGGGUGCUGUGGAAAUGGGAGCCAGGAGUUCUGGCACCAACUCUGGAGGGGGCGGGACCCAAUGCAGUCUGGCCCCUCCCUGGACCAGGGCCUCAAAUACCUGCCUGUGCACAGGCACCAGAGCUGUUGUCAAAAGUCCUUAAGGUCUGCCUAGAACCACAGACACACUCCCAUCCUGGACCUCAGAACCCUACCUGGGCCCAGAUCCUGAGCUUCUGACACGACACCAUCCACAUCUCAGCCUACUUGCUCCGUGAAAUGGACCGGCCCUGGGCCCUACUAUCUGUGCUCUGGGCUCUGGGGGCCACCGCGGCAGUGGCGCUGCGCAUUGGAGCCUUUAACAUCCAGUGUUUCGGAGACAGCAAAGUGUCAGAUUCUGCUUGUGGCAGCAUCAUCGCGCAAAUCCUGGCUGGCUAUGACAUCAUGCUUGUGCAGGAGGUGCGAGACCCGGACCUGAGCGCAGUCUCUGCGCUCAUGGAGCAGAUUAACAGUGUGUCCAGUCACGAGUACAGCUUCGUGAGCAGCGAGCCCCUGGGACGGGACCAGUACAAGGAAAUGUACCUGUUUGUUUACAGAAAGGAUGCAGUGUCGAUCGUAGACACAUACCAGUACCCGGACCCGGAGGACACCUUCAGUCGUGAACCUUUCGUGGUCAAAUUCUCAGUCCCUGGCUCUGGUGAGAUUCCCCUCCACUCCCCCACCUCCCUCGCAGACUCCGCCCCUCCUUUAGGCCCCACCCUGCCUCUGACUCCUAACCCUCCAGCAGCUGCCAAGGAAUUGGUGCUGGUUCCACUGCACGCUGCGCCACACCACGCAGUAGCAGAGAUCGAUGCUCUCUACGAUGUGUACUUGGACGUGAUCGACAAGUGGGGCACCGAUGACAUGCUGUUCCUGGGUGACUUUAACGCUGACUGCAGCUAUGUGCGGGAACAGGACUGGGCGGCCAUUCGUCUGCGCAGCAGUGAGGUCUUCAAGUGGCUCAUUCCAGACAGUGCUGACACCACGGUGGGCAACUCAGACUGUGCGUAUGACCGCAUUGUCGUCUGCGGCGCCCGCCUGCGCAAGAGCCUGAAGCCGCACUCAGCCGCUGUGCACAAUUUCCAGGAGGUGUUCGGCCUGGACCAGACUCAGGCCCUUGCCAUCAGUGACCAUUUUCCUGUGGAGGUGACUCUCAAAUGCCACUGACAGUUCUGAGAACUGGCCAGGGCAUGCUGCCUGCAGAGUGGCCACGAGGAACAGGCCCACAAGGCCCAUUUGGGGUGGAUGGCCUGCCCCCAGCAAGCCUGCAGGGCAGGAUCCACUGGGCCCGGACAGGUGGCCACUGACACGUUGCAGGACCACUCCGAGCCCGGGCGCCCAUCUGUAAACAACCUACCACCACCUACCUCAGGGCGUGAGGAGUACCCGAAGCUCUGGGCACGGCUCUGCUCGAUAAAUGAGUACUCGGCUAGGACCACAAACAGGCUGGUUUAGAGGCCUCCACGUCCUUUCUUACAACUAUCUUCCUGUGGCACAAACUUUGGUCCUAUAGCCCAGUCUGUAUUUUUCACAUCCCGCUGGGAACUACCACCUCCAGGCUGUUGUAAAUACUUUCAAGAACUUGUACUGAAUGCGUGGGGAUCAGCACUCACACAGGAAUAGUGUCGUCUUCAAAGAACCACCUCCCUUCCGCAGUCAUCCUCAGGUACCGGUCUGUGUCAGGUGUCCUGUCCAUCACUGCACGGUGUCAGGUUAGGGUCCUGCCCGCAGGACCCGCACACCUGCUGGUGGUAUGGCCUUUCACUGGUGCCUUCCUGCGUAGGCUCCUCAGGAGCCCUGGGUUGGGAAGGAUUUGUCCCGUAGGACAGUGGCCUGAGUCCCGGGAAACCUGUGAUCCGAGGAUCAGGAACAAGCAGAGGCAGGGUACACAGCGUAACUGACAGAGGCCUGAUGAGGUUUCCAGUUUUCGAAACAUCUUGGCAGGAUUUGGUAACUGUCUUGAAUUGUGUGGGAGAAGCCUUGUAUCAAACGUGCGAACAAGUUUUUCCUGACAAAUCUUCGUAAAAGAUGAUCUAGGCCACCCAAAACACAGAGUCCUUCUCAAGUAAUGCCUCCCUCUUCCCUCAAGUCCCCCAGAUUUCUCUAAACUGUCACAACUCCGUCCAUCUGAAUGAACAGAUGUGGGGGCCAAAGGGUUUCUCCCUAAUGGGGACGGUGCAGAGGGGUCUUGUGUGAACCCGCAGGGCCCACGACGGUCAACAACUAGGCAGCAUGGGGCCAGGCAUCAGGUGACCCAAGGACUUUAUUCCUGUGGGAGUAAAGUUUCCCACAGUUCUUUGGGAAAGGAGACACUCAGUGGUAACCCUCCCAAGGUUCAGAUUGGGUCCACCUGCCAGUUCAUAAUUCCCAAACCCAGAAGCUGCCUGCCAACCCCAUUCCACCCGUUUGCCAGGCAGUAAAGGCACUCACAUGUGGCGGGGUCCUUGGGACCCUGGCUACAAUAAACAGGGCCUCCUGGUAAGACCAGCAAAACAAAGAGCUGAAAGGAUUUUUAAAUUAGGAAAUAGCUUGUUUAAAGUAAAACCUUUUGGGACCAGAAGGCCCCCCUCCAGAAGGGUACAGAUGGCUAAACCCUGUGUGAGCAGCCUAGCUGUUGGCCUUUAUUUUUUCAAAGACUAUUUAUUUAUUCAUUUUUAGAGAGAGGAGGGGGAGAAAGAGGAAGAGAAACACAUCAUGUGUGGCUGUCUCUCGCAUGCCCCCACUGGGGACCUGGCCCACAACCAAGGCAUGUGCUCUGACUGGGAAUCAAACCUGUGACCUUUUGGUUUGUAGCCCGAGCUCAAUCCACUGAGCUACACCAGCCAGGGCCGUUAGCCUUUCUUUUGUUUCAGCUUUCCUAAGUACGCAUGCAGGGACUUCUGGAUGGAGUCUCUGGAGAUAAAGCUGACAAAGGACUGGAUGUCUGAGUCACGCUGUUUCACCAAGCGGUCUGCUGUGGGCUUUCGCAUCAUGUUCUUGGUCAGCUGUCGAGCAUGGUCUAAAGAAAAAGGGACCCACGUGUGAAAACCCAUUCUGAGACAGUGGCGUCAUCCUCAACCUUCCCAAACAGAAAUGCUAGUAGAACACUUAAAAGAUACAAAUAAGCAAAGAGAAGAAAAUGAAAAUCACCUAGUUCUCACUGCCCACUGAUUUCUUUUUAAAGUUUAUUUUCAGAGGGGAAGGGGAGAGGGAGAAACAUUAACAUGUGGUUACCUCUCAUGCGCCCCCUGCUGGGGGCCUGACCUGGCCCAUAACCCAGGCAGGUGCCCUGACCGGGAAUCAAGCCAGUGAGUGACCCCCUUGGUUCGCAGGCCUGUGCUCAAACCACUGAACCACACCAGCCAGGGCCCCCACUGAUUUCUUUCAAAUUAAUACUGUAUGGACUCCCUUUUUAACCUGUUAUUUUCACUCAACUGUAUUACUGAGAAUAUUUUUAAGUCACUCAAUAUUCUCUUAUAAUAAAUGACUACACAAUA
Messenger RNA from Artibeus jamaicensis (Jamaican fruit-eating bat), 3840 nucleotides. It is a transcript of the gene DNASE1L2, whose product is annotated as deoxyribonuclease 1 like 2. The record is from RefSeq and is a predicted model, not a curated record. Gene Ontology annotation, cellular component: nucleus. Gene Ontology annotation, molecular function: DNA nuclease activity. Gene Ontology annotation, biological process: DNA catabolic process. Lineage: Eukaryota; Metazoa; Chordata; Mammalia; Chiroptera; Phyllostomidae.